Molecule: messenger RNA, 4987 nt
Organism: Daphnia magna
Lineage: Eukaryota; Metazoa; Arthropoda; Branchiopoda; Diplostraca; Daphniidae
Product: neuroligin-4, X-linked
Exons: 8
Coding region: 1214-4099 (961 amino acids)
Biological process (GO): synaptic vesicle endocytosis; presynaptic membrane assembly; neuron cell-cell adhesion
Cellular component (GO): synapse; postsynaptic membrane; cell surface
Molecular function (GO): signaling receptor activity; neurexin family protein binding
Source: RefSeq, a predicted model, not a curated record
UGCACAGGAGACAUUCACGACACAAGCGCACGCAACAACAAACAAAAAAGAGACACUUUCUCUGUGUAAGCUCGUCUUGGAUGGCCAGCAUUUCUCCAGUCGUUGGCCGAGUAGGUCCUUCACCGGCUCUACCUCCUUCUACAGUUUUGAUCUUGUUGUGAACUGGUUGAAUGGAAAGUGUUUUCCACGUUCUAUUAUUGCUUUUUCAUUUUGAAAGAGUUCGACCUUCUUUGCACAUCGUUUUAUUGGGUUUGUCUUAAACCGGAUGCCCCCAAUCUACGAGCGAGUCCAUUGUGAUUGAUUAUCGAUUUCACUAUACGAAAGUGCGCUGCUGGACAGAUCGCUAGCAUCGCUGCUGCGUUCUUUCCGUGCCAUUUACAGUGUCGGCUUUUCUGGUGAAUUUUUCCCUUGUAGUAAUUGACUCGUUCAUUUGUCGACCACAAUUCAACUCACUCCAACAGGAUUAUCUUUACACCAUACCGAAACCAGUCUUUAAUACCAACUGAAAAAGGAUUGUGAAUCAAAAUUCUAUUGAUUUUUUCUUUAAGUAUUAUUCAUAAUCGAAAGAUUAGGCAUUGCCCGAUGAAGAUCUCCGUAAAGAAUCAAAUAAAACUCGGCCGAAGCGAAAAUCUCCAAGAUGAAAACGAACGAUUUUAGGAAAAGAAAAAGGGAAAAUGGAGGUUGUUGUUAGGUAGAUAGUGAUCGGGUUAAUAACGAAGUCGGCGCCGAGCCGACGCGCUCCCUAUAUUCCUCGCCCUUCUGUAUAGAUGCGUGACUGGUGUAGUCAGGGCCAACGCUUGAUAGUGCAAGUUCAGUGGGUAAGCAAUUACGCAAAAGGAAGACGGGGCAUCCACGUAUAGCGUGUAGCAUUAAAACCCUAGCCGCAAAACUUUGUUAACCUCAAAAAGGGAGGGAGGAAAAAGGGAGUCAUUAUCUCUCUAUGUCUUGCUCUUUCUGCUCGCAUUCGGUCUUCAGCUAAUAAUGGAAUUGACCGCUAGCUCCGCAGCAGCAAUGCAAUUGCAGUUGGCUCUAUUAGUGUUUGGCUAUUUGCUACCAUAGCGGUGAACGAAAGUGAAGUGCAUAGCCUAAGCUGAACAACUAAGAUUAUACAGGAUCUUUUCCCCAUCCGACCUUAACCCCCUGCAGCCGAGAAAAAAAUUCCGCUGCUCCGGAUAUCAAAAUAUCUUAAGCUCAAAAAGUCAGCGCCGGAGUAAUGAAAAUGUGUCAAUCAGCAAUGGCCGUGUUGUGCUGGCUGGUGACGUUGAUAAUGGCGACGGCAUUAGCCAUCGGCGAUUGGCCAGCCAAUCAAGAAGGUGGUAAGACCCAAGUGUCUAGCUCGCGGGUAGUCAACACUCGCAAAGGAUCUUUACGUGGACUCUACCAGGCCUUUGAUGACAAGCAACUUGCUGCAGUUGAGCUCUUCCUCGGAGUGCCGUACGCUUCGCCGCCCCUUGGUUCGCUCCGUUUCAUGCCGCCAGUCACCGUUUCACCGUGGCGAGGCAUCCGGCAAGCCGAUCGCUACGGCCCCGUCUGUCCUCAAAAGUUUCCCGAUAUCACCAACGAAACCGAAGUUUUGAAGCGGAUGCCGCGCGGCAGGCUCGAGACGCUCAAGAAGCUGGCACCGAUGUUGACCAAUCAGAGCGAAGACUGCCUCUAUCUCAACAUUUUCACACCGUAUUCAAAUGCAUUUGCAGCAAGUCCAACAGCCCUGAAGCCGCGCUAUCCCGUCAUUGUUUUCAUUCAUGGCGAGUCGUACAGCUGGGGAUCCGGCAAUCCGUACGACGGAAGCGUACUAGCAGCCGUCGGAAAAGUGGUCGUCGUGACGCUCAACUAUCGUCUUGGAGUUCUGGGGUUCCUGAACCCUCACAGUGAUCCAUAUUCACGAUCCAUUUCCAAUCAUGGCCUAAUGGAUCAAAUAGCUGCGCUUCAUUGGCUCCAAGAAAACGUACAGGAAUUUGGCGGUGAUCCGAAUAGCGUGACGCUGAUGGGCCAUGGAACAGGAGCCGCUUGUGCCACUUUCUUGAUGACCUCACCAGCUGUGCUAGACGGUCUGUUUCAACGAGCCAUUCUGUUGAGUGGCACGGCCCUUAGUCCGUGGGCGUUAGUCCAAGAGCCAAACAAGUACGCAGUGGAACUCGUUCGUCACAUGAACUGUUCCCUGCCACCAGGCGAAGGAGCAACUGCCCAGUUGAAGUGUUUGCGAGAGAAGGCAGUGCCGGCGCUCAUUAGCGCAGGCAGUCGAGUCGAGACGCCCGAAUUUUUGCAUUCUUUCGGACCUAGCGUUGACGGCGUCGUCAUUGAGGACGAAUACGAAGCCAACAAGAAGAAGCUGAGCCAUCGCCUUAGUCGCUAUGACCUGCUCUUUGGAGUGACGCAAGCCGAAUCCUAUUUUACCCUCAGCGCUGACGACAAUCAAUACGGAAUGGAGUUGGACCGUCGCAAUCGCCUUCUCCGCACUUUCGUACGCAACACGUACCAAUUCCACCUGCAAGAGAUCUUGGCCACCAUCAUUAACGAGUAUACCGAUUGGGAGAAGACUAUCCUUCAUCCGGUCAACAUCCGCGAUGAGACACUGGAGGCUCUUGGUGACGCUCAAUACGUUGCUCCUUUAGUUAAAACGGCCGAUCUCCAUUCUUCGCAGCAACGAUCCUCCUACUUCUACGUUUUCGAGUACCAAACAAAAUCUAGUGACUUCCCUCAGAGGCCCGGAUGUGUGCACGGAGAGGAAUUGGCUUACAUCUUCGGAGCACCGCUGGUUGCCUCGCUGAGCCAUUUUGGGCGCAACUACACCAAAGCCGAGGUGUCUCUAUCGGAAGCCGUUAUUGCCUACUGGUCCAACUUCGCCCGUGGCGGGAAUCCGAAUGAAGGAGCCGGAAGCAUCGCAUCCGGCACUAUAGCAGCUGAGACCGGCAAGCAAGACAAGUCUCGAUCCCGGGUGGAGUGGCCACCUUACGAUCAAACCCAUCGCAGAUAUCUAUCUCUCGGUUUGAAGCCGAAAGCCAAAAGCCAUUACCGUUCGCACAAGCUGGCCAUGUGGAUGAAUCUGAUACCGGACCUUCACCGACCGAGUGGCGAAGAUGUGGCCCGCGUUCACCACUUGCUCGACGACUACAACGAUCCUUACUCAUACGACGGAAAAGUGCGGGUAGUGCCCGCUACACUGGCACCGACGCCCACGAGUACGACAUCACCGUCUCCCAUAACAUCGGCCGUCAAUUCCAGCCUACUCAUGGUGGAUUCAUCAAGAAAGGCAGACAGUGGCGGGGCCAAAUACGGCGAACCGGAAGCCUCCAGCAAACUGACCAACGAUUCACGCAUGUCGACUGGCACGGGCGGAAAUGCCGGCUCAGUGCGGGCGAACGAAGGUAGCAAUACUGAACAGUACGGAGCUUAUUCGACAGCCCUGAGCGUUACAAUAGCAAUCGGUUGUUCGCUGCUCAUUCUCAACGUCCUGAUUUUCGCCGGCGUCUAUUACCAACGCGACAAGCAGCGCAUGGAAUUAAAGCGACGCCUGGAGAAUGGCAUGAUACUCUCAACCAGCGUCAGUGGUGAAGUGGAAAAUCACGCGUCCACCAUGGUGUCUUCGACCAGGUUAUGCAGCAAACCUGAUUUGGCCAAUGGCGCUGCGUUGAACAAAACUGACUCAUCAAGUGGAUCGGGUAGGAACACGGCGGCCGUCGUAGUCAUCAACCCUUCGUCGUCUGUCAUGUCCCUCAGUUCGCCGUUCAACUCAUCUGUCACUCAAUUACCGCCCCCGGAGUUUGCUGAUUUCCCAUCCGAAGAUCAGUGUCCUGCCGCAAUGGGAACAGCUGCGACGGGCUGUCCCAGUGGUGGCAACAGUAACGGGCGGGCCUCGAUGAUUUCCAAUUCAACGGUUUCGUUUCGGCCGGUAGGCGCGGACGCCCCGUCAUCAACCAGCACGCUUCCGAGGAUGUCAACAACUGGUUUCUGCAAUAACGAGUACACAUUGCCGCCGGUGACGUCAUUGCAACAGUCGCAGCAACAACAGCAGCAGCGUUCCAUGUCCCUGAGAAAACAAUCCAAUAAACGAAUAGCCAGUCCGGUGGGUAAUAGCGCCAUUGACGAACUCCGCGUCUAGUCACGCUUGAACUAACGACCUCUCGCGUAAGGGGGGGACAGCUUCUCGUGCGCGCUCCAUAUGUACCGAGCAUCGAAUUCAAUGCGAAAGAUGCAACUGUGUCAAGUCGAUCGAUACAAGGCGGCAGUCGAUGCAACUGCAUUGCAACUCUUGUUGUAAUUGAGAAGAAAUGACGAUUGGCAUCGCCUCGAAUUCGGGAAAGAAAAAAAUAAAAGGACUUACGCCAUAAAAAGUUUCCCACUCCAGCUGAUCAUGUCAAUUAAAUAUACGAUCUUUUCCGUGCCGCCAAAAGAUCAGACGAAUCCGAUUUUUGUUAAAUCUUUCUGGUCUUCAGUCCCGAUGUUCUCUCUCCCUCUCUACCCAGUAACAAACCGUCAACGUAUACAUAACAGUAAGCGUACGUCGGCGAUAUUUAUAUAUGUACUGUAUAUGUAAAUUAUAUGUAUGCUCCACCCGUGUUUAAAAAAAAAAAGUCCCUCUGCCAUUGUGAUAUGGUCUCCCUUGUCUGUUGAUGGAAAUAUGAGGGAGAUCGGAGCGUUUCCUCUUUUUCCUAUAGAUUCUUAUUUGUCAUUUUCAUUCCCAUUUUUCCCGCCCCUUUCCAGCUCUCUAUCUCUAUCUCUAUCUCUCUCUCUCUUCUUACGUGUAUAUGUACGCAUGUAUCCAUCGCGUUCUUUGUUUCUACCUUUUUUUUAAUGGACGCGAGCAGAGCUCGAUCGAUUUCGUUGCAAACACAAGAAAAUUGGGCCAAACGUUAACAUCUUGCGUAGGACGUGGCGGCACGGACAUGUAUACACGUCAGGUAUAGUACAAACCUAGACGCGGGAAGACGAGAAGAUUAGAACGGAGACGAUCACGGACAAGGAAAUACACUGCUAUUUUACACAAAAA